This is a messenger RNA of Chenopodium quinoa (quinoa), 1815 nucleotides long. RefSeq lists its product as uncharacterized. The record is from RefSeq and is a predicted model, not a curated record. Gene Ontology annotation, molecular function: nucleic acid binding; zinc ion binding. The transcript has a single exon. Bases 1 to 1815 code for a protein of 604 amino acids. Lineage: Eukaryota; Viridiplantae; Streptophyta; Magnoliopsida; Caryophyllales; Amaranthaceae.
AUGGUGAAUCAAGCUGAAUUUGCGGCAUUGUUGGAUGAGCUCAAGAAGAUUAAUGCUCGGUUGGAUAAGUCGGAAGAAGUUACUGCUUUACUCCAGCAAGAACUACAUAACCGUGAACCACCUCCGCUCAUACGCAAUCACACAGUUGAGGAGAUAAAGCUUGCUGAUUUGCCUAGCUUUGACAGUGAUGGUGAUCCAGACUUAUACUUGGAUUGGGAGAGGAGAAUGGAACGUAUAUUUGCAAACAAAAAUCUGGACGAUCACAAACGUUUCAAUCACGCUAUCCUCAAGAUCACAAGGUAUGCUUCCCUUUGGUUUGAUUCCAUGCAAAAUAACCGUGAAAGAGAAGGUAAGCCACAACUCUCUACUUGGACAGAUUUAAAGACUAAGAUGAAAAAACGAUUUGUUCCACGAUCUUAUAAGCAAGACUUGUAUUUGAAAUUAAAUUCUUUGACACAAGGAUAUAUGUCGGUUGCUAAUUAUAUCAAAGAAUUCGAAAGACUUUAUAUUGCUUGUGAUUGCAAGGAUGAAGAGGAACAAAAGAUUGCAAAAUUUGUGAUUGGUUUGAAUACUUCUCUACGUAAUCAAGUCGAAGUACUACCCUUGACUACUUUUGAUGAUGUUUGUAUGAUUGCUUGCAAGUUAGAGAAGCAAAAGAAGCCAUACCCUUCUAUUAAGCCGCAAACCGAAAAUUAUGAUAUUGCUCCAAGUUCAUUAGAUGCCACGUCUAAGCAUGACAAACUUGUGUCAAACUUAAAGCAAGGGCAAUCUUCUCUGCCUCAAAGUCAACAAAAGAUGAAACAAAUUGUUUGUUUUAAGUGUCAGGGCAUGGGGCGUCUUGCUAAGCAAUGUCCAAACAAGGCACUUAUUACUAAGGAGGAAUACUACACGUUUUUAUCUCAAAACGUGGAUGAAUUGGAUGUGCUUGAACAACAACACCAACAAGCCUUAGUUAAAGACAAAUCGCAAGAUGUGAUGGAUUCUUAUUUUUGGGAAAAUCAACAGGUUUGCUAUGCAGAAAAUGAGCCUAAGAGCUUGAUUAUAAGGAGGUCUUUAUUAGCCACGCUUGAUGAGAAAGAAGAUGAGCAAAGGUCUAAUCUUUUCCAUUCUAAGUGCCUAAUUAAUGGUAAAGUUUGCUCUUUUAUAAUUGAUAGUGGCUCUUGUACAAAUGCUUGUGCUUUGUCUAUGGUGGAUUCGCUUCAAUUACCUACAAGAAAGCACCCUCAGUCAUACAAAUUGAGUUGGUUUAAUUAUGACAAUGGUGUGUGGGUUAAAAAACAAGCUUUGAUUGGUUUUAAAGUAGGUGACUAUGUGGAUCAAAUUUGGUGCGAUGCCGUGCCAAUGACCGCAUGUUCUUUGCUUCUUGGACGACCUUGGCAAAGUGAUAGACACGUUUUUCACAAUGGCAAGACUAAUGUCUAUUCGGUUCUAAUUGGAGACAAGCGUUUAGCCUUGCAUCCCUUACCUCCUAUACGUCCACCUAUGCCUAAAGAACAAAAAGGAGGCGUUUCUCAUGUGUGUUUUAGCUCGUGCCAUCAGGAGGUGCUUGAUUGUUCAAACGAUAAGAGAGAACGAAGGGACAAAUUGCUCCAAAUGCGCAAAGGAACUAAUCUGCAAGAGGGAUCGAAAGUGUGGUUGUCCUUAAAUGCUCAACGUAUGCAUAUUGAUCACAAGAAUGGUGAACCAAUGGAUGAGGGACCGUUUGACAUUGUUGAGAAGGUUGGCUAUGAAACAUUCAAGGUUCUUCUAGGGAAUGGAGUUUGUGCUACUCUUCCUUCGUCCGAUUUGGUACCUUGCUUUGAGGAUGAAACUUGA